AUGGGGCAGCAAAACGUGGGUUGUUAUGUUUAUGAUGCUAACGGGAACUGGUAUCUGGAUGCACUAGCAGGAUUGUUUUCUACAGCUUUAGGUGAGACGGAAGAAGAAUUUGCAAGUAGAUUAGCCAACAAUUUAGAGAAUCUUAUCCCCAAAGAAGGGCCAGAAUCGAUCGCUGCCUUCAUUGUUGAACCAGUGAUUGGUGCUGGUGGUGUCAUCCUUCCUCCAAAUACAUAUUUUGAGAAGAUUCAAGCCGUGGUUAAGAAGCAUGGCAUCCUUUUCGUGGUAGAUGAGGUCAUUACUGGAUUCGGAAGGUUGGGAACCAUGUUUGGAUCUGAUUUGUAUAACAUCAAACCAGAUCUUGUAUCCUUGGCCAAGGCUCUUUCUUCUGCAUAUGCCCCUAUUGGAGCAAUAAUUGUUAGCCGGGAAAUAUCAGAUGUGAUUCAUUCUCAUAUCAAUAAGCUUGGUAUAUUUGCUCAUGGCUACACAUACUCUGGCCAUCCUGUUUCCUGUGCUGUGGCUUUAGAAGCACUAAAAAUUUAUCGGGAAAGAGAUAUUCCGGGUCAUGUGGCACAUGUUUCUCAAAGGUUCCAGAAGGGAAUCAAGGCCUUUGCACCUGGAAGUCCAAUUGUUGGGGAGACACGUGGUGUAGGAUUACUGAUAGCAACUGAGUUCACUGACAACAAAUCACCAAAUGAGUUAUUCCCUUUUGAGUGGGGCGUUGGUGAAAUAUUUGGAGCGGAGUGUAAGAAACAUGGCAUGAUUGUUAAGGUUCUUGGAAACUUGAUAGUAAUGUCCCCACCACUGAUAAUUUCCCAUGAAGAAAUUGAUGAGUUAGUAGGGAUAUAUGUAGAAGCACUAAAGGCCACAGAGGAAAGAGUGGCAGAGUUAAAAUCCAAGAAAACUUAG
Messenger RNA from Miscanthus lutarioriparius, 906 nucleotides. Lineage: Eukaryota; Viridiplantae; Streptophyta; Magnoliopsida; Poales; Poaceae. The record is from the annotation of a GenBank genome assembly.